Pisolithus orientalis is the source of this 4015-nucleotide messenger RNA. RefSeq lists its product as uncharacterized. The record is from RefSeq and is a predicted model, not a curated record. Lineage: Eukaryota; Fungi; Basidiomycota; Agaricomycetes; Boletales; Pisolithaceae. Gene Ontology annotation, cellular component: nucleus. Bases 370 to 3939 code for a protein of 1189 amino acids. Gene Ontology annotation, molecular function: DNA-binding transcription factor activity, RNA polymerase II-specific. Gene Ontology annotation, biological process: regulation of transcription by RNA polymerase II. The transcript has 4 exons.
UGACCAGAUACUACGACUAAUGAUGACGAGGCAAGCUGUUGAUAGGCGGUUUCAUCAAGAAACCAACCCUACUCUGUAGGAUUUGGGAACUUUGCAAAACCCACUGCCUUUCUGUACAGUAUCUGUACAGAAAAUACAGAGUAGGGAUGGUUUGCUGAUAGUUGACCUCAGAUAUGUCUACUACCAUACUAGCCAAGGCCGGCCGCCGUAUCUGCCUCCCAAUUACACAUGCUACUAUAUAAACAGGGUGACUUGCGGCGGCGCUUGCAGGUCCCCUUGUUCCAACGGUGACCUACCCUGCUCACUGCCACACAACGAUAGACUUGCGGUUGGCUCCUGCUCACAUCCGAUACCAGUUCUAUCCAGACUAUGUCGCACCUUUUGUACUGGCCAGGUCGAAUUUUCUUCUAUGCGCUCGGCAACACGUCUGCUGUUUGCCUCACAGAGGAAUUGCCCCCCGAACACAGGGCGGAUGUGCUCCUCCUCGGCUGUGGUGACCCCAGGCACAUUUUAUACACAGUCUAUGCUGAUGCCUCGACGUCGAGUGAACCUCGCAAGCUUGACAUCACCUGUUGUGAUUGCGAAGCCGCUGUACUUGCUCGGAAUACAUUACUCUUCACCCUCUUAGCCGACGAUGGCGCCGAAGAUAGACUUCUCAGCAUCUGGAACGUAUUUUACCAUAUGAUGCUGGAUGAAGGCUCGCUUUCAUUGCUCAUCCAGCAAUGUCGCAAGCUCGUUCCGCUUGCGGAAAGCCUGGAUUCAUGGAGACAAGGUCCAUAUGCGCACAUCGUCGUCAUGUGCAACUCAGACACACUUUCGGAGAUCGGUCGAUUCUGGAAAAUUUGGCUUGGAACCUUCAACUUCGAUGCUAAGCAAGCUAAGCGUUUCAAGGAGAAUUUCCAGGAUGGCAUCAUAAACGUGCAGCGAGGACACGAAGCCGACCUCAUAACGACUUCUAUGCGUUCAGCAGGACCUCUUGCUCCAGUGACACUACUCGCUGUUUCGGAACAAUUCAAGCGCUUCUGGAUGACGGGUGUCACGGAUGACGGGUCCCCAGACGUGAAACCAGCGAACAACCCCAAUCCCACCUUCGCUUUCUCCUUGUCCGGAGAGAAGUUCGCUGUGCACUAUGGCACAGACCCCAUUUCUGGUUUUCAUCUUGCAGAAGCUCUAGCGUCUUCCGGACUUGAAUGCUCUACCAAGUCACCAUCAGUAAUCCACAAAGUCGUGCGGACUGCGCGCCAGCAAUUUGGUACUUGGUGCAAGGCUGUCAUACGCCGUGUCCAGAACACAAGUGUGUCCUCAGCAUCCUUGGUAGUGCGGAUGUAUGCUGGAGAGGCACUUGCGUUCUGUCAGGCACUUCAUUCUGUUAACAGGCCUUCCGUGACACACACACCGAUAUUCGUCGCGCCGUGGAAGCGAUCAGUGGUACAGCUCGACGACGCGUUAUACUCUCCGAGCGCGCCAGCUCCGGCCCCGACUUCCUUCAACGUGAUUGAGACGUCGAAUCUUCUUGAUCAUGUCGGAUUGCAAAGCCUACUCACCGUCACUAUUCCCCUCCUUUGUGGCUCUUCCUCGUCGACACUUUACACAGACGCUUUACUACUUGCAGGCGAUUCACCUGCCCAAAGCACCUUGAACCACAUAUGCGGUGACCUCUCUACCAUUUCACUACUGUUAGGUGUCGUUCCUUGUUCCUAUAUUUCCCGUUUCACCACACGUUUCAACUUCGAUAACAUGAUGCACGACAUCACAAAAUCUUCCUCGACGCAGUGUCAUCAACGUCUUGCUUGGAAGCAUAUCAAUUUUGGCCAUCAUUCGGAUGGUUUGCAUGAGGGCGAGCUUACGUUUACUCCACACCAACUGGCCCGAGAGCUGUUCGACAUAUACUUGAGGAUGUUCUCCGAUGAGGAUCUCAGAAAACAGAUGGCCAUCUUGUCUCUAGAUAAACCUCUAUUGAUGGGCAAGAUACAGCCGCCAGGAAUUAUCCAUUAUACGCGCCGCAGCUUCGCUUUGUUGCUCGCACAUAUCAGAACAAGAGUCCGGUGCGACUGGAACAAAGUCAUCAAUAUUCUAGAGGCGUUAGUUCUGCAGGAUCGUACACUUCUCACUGGGUCGAACUUUUACCAAGAAACGGUCUGUCAACUAUACCUCGCAGGUUUCAGUCUUUCCUGGUUUGGCCCUGCACAAAUACGAGAACUUCGCUCUCAAGAAGACCCUCCCAUUUUCAGGUCGUGGAGCAUGGUUCCCGAAGUCGUGACAGUCGUGCUGGUGGUUCCACGUCACGCCAUCGCUAAAGUACAAUCUGACCUUUCAAAUGCUGGUACACCUUAUCUGCAAUGCGGAAUUGAAGUCGAUGGCAAGCAUGGCGCCUUCGCAUGUAUCUCGGCAUCAUUCGGCAAUCUUGAGAUAUCAGGCGAGGGGGAGAAUAAGGUGGCAGUCGUCGUCGAGGACAGAGAGGGGAUCAAUGGCAUGUCGCCUUUGAUCGUCUCCUUCCCUGUUCUUUCUACCAUAGUCAUCCGCACCUCUGGUGCAACUGUUGGCUUGGCGGUGCGCCCGAAUUCUCAAACUGCGGCGUUGGUGAAAAAGUUAGGGCUAGAAAUGUGCCUGUUCAAGGCUCUAUUGACCGAUGAACGAUAUGCCCAUGUCCUAACAAGGUCACCAACAACUAGCAAAGGCACGACCAACUCGGAGUACCCUCUUGUGCCUCCUAAAUUGGACACAGUGUCUCGGGGAAAUCCAAUCCACGUGGAAAUGGACAUCUCCAAUAGGCGGAUUCGGUCGCUCACCGCACGCAUUGACAUCGUAGACCCUACAGGACAAGCUUCACUUGCCAGCAGUUGCGCGGUUACUGUGGAGCAAUUAUCUCUGAAUGGAGCCAAGCUACACGUCGAUCAAUACCAUCAUAUCAUCCCCUUCCCCCUCCCUGUUGACGUAACAAACGCCAAGCUUCGCGUAGCACGGAAGUCGAAGUACGUCGAGGUGGUUGCGCCAAUGACACUGGCACUCGACGUCAAGGGAGAAUGCAAUGUGACGAGGAAUUUCAGAACAACCUUUGAUUGUGGCGUACCGACGCUCUGGAAUAUGCACCGCGUGAAUCUGGAUCGUUGCCCUUCCUUCAAGCUCUCCAAGAGUCGCACAGCAUUCAACUGGCUUGAACCGCAUGUUGCACUUAUGUUUUCGCAAAGGGAGUACACGUUGCGUGCACAGAGCACGUUCCCCGGGUCUAUCCCUGAUACAUUUAUGAACUUGAAGGAUUCCCUCUACACUCUGUUCGUUUCUGCCACCAGAUUGGAUGGACCCACUCAUGCAGAGUUUGCGUUGUGGAAUCCUGAAGAGAACAGAUUCUACGCAAUGAUUCUCGUUACCGAUAUCCGACUGGAUAUUGGCUCCCACACGGUCGUAGCUGAUUCGUGGAUCAUACCAGGGUCAAAUGAUAUUCAAGACAAAUUGAAGAGGGAGGUAACACCGGCGCUUUCUAUCAAGACGGAUGCCCACGAGUCCGAAGCAUGGAGACAUUUGCUUCCGCUGUUAAUCGAGCGGUGCCGUACUUGGAAGCACAAGCCAACUUGCGAGUACCUCGUUCAUAACUCUCUUCCACUCUACCCAGGUUCCGGGUCGGACCCAAAGAAGGUGCCGUGGUGCUCUUGUGGGAUGGGUGUCGGGACGAAAGUGUUGAGGGAACGGUACGGCAGCGCCUCGGCCAGAUACGCGACGAGGGCAGCAAUCAGCCCGUUGUUCCUUGUCUCGUACAUGGAGAAGGUCGGAAUGAAGAUAGACGGCCCGGUUGGGCCUCUCGCCAUGACAGGGUGUACGGUGUGCGGAAAGGGUGGCGUUCCGUUGUCUGCGUGUUCCAGGUGCAAGAGCGUCAAGUACUGUUCGAGAGAUUGUCAAGUAAAGGAUUGGAAAAAGCACAAGACGAACUGUGUAUCAACGUGAGCUAUGUAUCAUAGCACUUGUAUUCCCAUCUCAAUUGCUAUGUUUGUACCUGCCCAUUCAAUCUUUAACACGUCGG